This is a messenger RNA of Sabethes cyaneus, 1154 nucleotides long. Its product is annotated as UPF0687 protein C20orf27 homolog. The transcript is spliced from 2 exons. The record is from RefSeq and is a predicted model, not a curated record. NCBI's taxonomy places the organism in Eukaryota, Metazoa, Arthropoda, Insecta, Diptera, Culicidae. The coding region runs from base 353 to 910 and encodes 185 amino acids.
UGCAAAACUGAUAGGUAGCAGAUUGUCCGGAAUUUCAUUCAAUGUAUUUCGCUGUUCAACAUUGGCUUUUUGUUGUUAAUUAAGUGUGAAAGGAAUAUAUUUAGGCAACCAAAUAAUCCACAAAUCAGACAACUCAACAAUUGACAAAGUGAGUUCUUCUGGGUAGCGUGAUAUUGAAAAGCGGUGGCGAAUCUGUUGAUUUCAACGAGAAAGACAUUCUUCAGGGUUAUACAUUUAUCGAUUAUAAAGCCGGCGCUCAGCGACGAACGAAGACAGGAGAUAAGCUAUUAAUAAUUUUAAAACGUCAGACUCGGAGAUAACCAUAUUUUCAGAAAUUGUGCGGAGCGCGCAAAUGGAGGAAAGUCAUCACAUUGGUUCCCACCAUGACCAUCAUGUUCAUUUCGACGCAACUGUGAUAAAUGAUGAGCUUCAUGAUAACACAAUUAUCUACAAAGUGUCACCAGGCGGUGAUUCGAUUAUGGUGCAUUUAGGCUUUUUACAGAUAAAGCACAGAUAUCGAAUUGAAUUGAAAAUUCCGGCAUAUAUUCUACAAGAGAAGAACUUGGAAGUCGAAACGAAUACCAAUCCAAAAGUUGACGAUUGCAAACAUCCAAAUAUUAAUUGCAGAAUGCUUGAAUUUUCUACUGAAGCAAUCCCCGAUAAAGAUGGAAAGAAGUAUUACGAUGUCAAAGUAGAACUUUUUGCUCAUAAGGAAAAACUUUUGAGAGAGAUGAUUUUAGUGGAUGGGAGCGAAAAUUCGAGUUUAAAAUUCAAACUGAUGUUGGUAGCAAGAGUUCUCGGACGCGGUAAAGGUACGCCUAUGCUAAGAGACGGAAUACAUCUGAUCGGCGUGGAAAAUGAUGAAGAUUCCGAGCUCUCUGAUUGGCAGGGUUUCGCCAAAAAUGAAUAAUAAGUCGUCAGUAGUAGCUACAUAUUCGUGUUAAAGGCUGCGUAUUAUUUGUUCCAAUAACUGCAUUAAAAAAAAUCUGCCGAGUUUUAAUGAUAAAACUUUAUACAAUUAACUAAAUGUCAACGAUUUCAUACAAAUAAACGACGUUCAUUAAAACUAUGAAAUUCAAAGGAACACAAUUAAUCGUUAGUAGUGAUUUAUUUUACACGUUGAAGUUUGCAUAUUUGUUCUAAUUACAAGACAA